AAAUAAACAUCAUUAAUGGGGUCAAUGAAUAUUACCAGAGUUCCAAUAUUCAUGGUGCCAUACCGUUUAAUAUGUCAUUACCCUGGGGAACUAAAAGUAUUACUGUACUAGCAAUUACCCAUUAAUGUCAAUUUAUAUUCUUGCAAGAGUUUUUCUUGUGCUGUUUUAUUCUUCAGUUACACAACCUGAAACAGUAAAGACAAUUCAUUCUUGUACGAGUGAGGAGAGUUAUUAUAAUAACAUAGUAGAACUCAGAUUAACCAGAACUGAGAAAACAAAACAAGAGUGUAAACAGAAAUGAACCCUCUUAUCUCAGUACUAUUUACCCUACUCUCUUUCCAGUUCUCACUAUCCUCUGCGAAAUCUCCAUCUCAAACUCCAGAAUCAUUUGUAGAAGCCAAAUUUACCCAAUGUGUUGCCCCAAAUUCCCGAUCAAACAUCAUCUACCCAAAAAGCUCACCAUCUUAUUCAUCAAUCCUUCAAUCAUCCAUUCAAAACCUCCGGUUCAAUACUUCAAAAACACCUAAACCACAAUACAUUAUCACCGCUCGCACUAAUUCCCACGUCAAAGUUGCAAUCAAGUGCAGUAAGAAGCACAAUUUUGAAGUCAGGAUUCGAAGUGGGGGCCACGACUAUGAAGGCCUCUCCUACACAUCACAGAGGCCAUUUGUGAUCAUUGAUCUCGCCAAUCUAAGAAAAAUCACAAUCAACGCGGUAGAUGAAAGUGCGUGGGUUGAAGCUGGCGCUACAAUUGGUGAGCUCUACUAUCAAAUCGCCAAAAAAGACGACACACUUGCUUUCCCAGCCGGUGUACCCCCCACUAUGGGAGUUGGUGGGCAUGUAAGUGGAGGCGGAAUGGGACCCCUAAUGAGAAAAUUUGGUUUAUCAGCUGAUAAUGUUGUAGACGCGGUCUUGGUUGAUGUGAAUGGUAGGAUUCUUGAUAGGAAAUCAAUGGGGGAAGACCUAUUUUGGGCUAUCAGAGGAGGUGGAGCCGCUAGUUUUGGGGUUGUUCUUAAAUGGAAGGUCAAAUUGGUCAGAGUUCCUCCUAAAGUGACCGUUUUUAGCAUCUCCAAAAACCUAGAGCAAGGUGCAACCAAGCUGGUUUACAACUGGCAAAAUGUUGCAGACAAACUUCAUAAAGACCUGUUCAUUAGACUAAUCAUAAAAUCUGGAGAAAAUGCGCAGGAAGAAGAAACAGUCGAUGCUGAGAUUAAGGGAUUGUUUCUAGGAAGGAUUAAACGUCUAAUGCCAUUGAUAAACUCAAGCUUCCCGGAGUUGGAUUUGAAGGAGCAAAACUGCAGAGAAAUGAGAUGGCUUGAAUCUAUCCUAUUUUUUAACGAUGGGUACUUGAAGAAUGAGUCUACUGAUCUUCUACUGAACAGGAAUAACCACGGAAGGGUAUUCGUCAAAUCAAAAUCAGAUUUCGUGACAGAUCCCAUUUCGGAGAAUGAUCUACAAGAGAUGUGGGAGGAAUUUCUAACGAGUAAGGGUGUUAUGAUUUGGGACCCGUCUGGGGGAAGGAUGAAUGAGAUUCCAGAGAAUUAUUCUCCAUUUCCACAUAGAGCUGGGAAUUUGUUCAGCAUACAGUACUACACGACAUGGCAAGAAUCGAAGAGUAAGGUGGCCAAGAAGCGUAUGGAUUGGAUCAACAACCUUUACAAUUUCAUGGGUCCUCAUGUUUCUCAGAACCCACGGGCUGCAUAUCUCAAUUACAGAGACUUAGACUUGGGAAGGAAUGAAUAUGGAAAGGAAAGUUUUGCGGCGGCUGAAGCUUGGGGAAGAAUGUACUUCAAAGAUAACUUCGAGCGAUUAGCGCAAAUAAAGACGGUGGUUGACCCGGAAAAUUUCUUCAAGAAUGAGCAGAGCAUUCCGCUUAUAUGAAAGAGAAGGGAAAAAAAAUAAGUUGGAUCUAUUUUGGAUUAGAACUUAGAUACUCAAACACCCAUCAAGCGUACCACUUUCACAAAAAAAAAUUGAGCUCGUUGUUAUCAACUUGUCGAAAACCAGGCUUAGAAAAAGCCUGAAAUGUUUCCCCAGCCCAAGCAGUUCAGGUAUAAAUACAACAGGUAACUACAGUCGCAAUCUAUAAUGUGUACAUACAGAUAACGAACUUAAAAAAAUCUCAACCAUGACCCUGAAGGUAUUUUAUGAAAAAGAACACCUC
Messenger RNA from Rhododendron vialii, 2164 nucleotides. Its product is annotated as berberine bridge enzyme-like 21. The record is from RefSeq and is a predicted model, not a curated record. The coding region runs from base 298 to 1881 and encodes 527 amino acids. NCBI's taxonomy places the organism in Eukaryota, Viridiplantae, Streptophyta, Magnoliopsida, Ericales, Ericaceae. The transcript has a single exon. Gene Ontology annotation, molecular function: FAD binding; oxidoreductase activity.